AUGACCUCACUCCAUGCACAGUUCCUGGCAACGCACACUGUCGCCAACGUCCUCAGCGAGAAGAAACAGGACCAUGACCUAAUUGAUAUCCAGGUCACCGCCACCGUCGAAACAGUCUUUCAGACCCUCCUUGCCAACGACAUCCUCUCGGUGCCCGUGUACCGCAAGUUCAACAAUCGGAAGGACUAUGUCGCCAUCAUUGACGCCUUUGACCUUCUUUCGACCCUUGAGGAGCAAGGGUUGUCGUCAGACUCGGCGAAAGGGUUGAACACCGAGUUCCUGUCGAUGCCCGUGGCGAUUCUGGUCGGGAUGACGAAAAGUUCCUCCAAGCUGUGGACAUGCCAGCCAAGUUUCUCCUUGACGCAGUUGAUCGAAUUGUUUACAAAGCACCGUGUGCACCGCAUUUUGGUGGUGGAGGACAUUCCUGUCCGCACAGAUCAGGCCGAUACGGAGGAGAACACUGCCAUUGAGCAGCAACAGCAGGAACGCAAGCCCUUAGCAGGACGCUUGAUCUCGCAGACAGAUGUCAUUCGAUACCUGCUUGAGCACAAUCACGAGCUAGGCUCCAUUCUGGAUAUCUCAGCGGAUAGCUUUGCAGGAUAUGCCCUGAAAUAUGCAGAGGAGUACCUUGACGAAGCAACGGCGAGCAAGCUCAAGAGGACUCCUGUGUCCAUCACCAUCCAGUCCCAGGCUUGGGACGCCCUUCAAAAGAUGUCCACUUCCCAUGCCACCUGUGUUGCCAUCGUCGAUUCAGAUGGGGCCCUCGUAGCAGAAAUGUCGGCGGCUGACUUGCGUGGGAUCAACCCUAACAGGAUCGAGGACUUACAUCGCCCCGUCCUAGUGUUCCUGAAGACAUGUCAAGGAAGUCUCAAGAAGCCACUGAGCUGCCGGGCAAGAUUUUCUCUGGGACAGUUGAUGAGCGGCGUGGUUCGCAGCCAUGGCCAUCGGUCUUGGUUGGUCGAUGGUGAGGACCGGCCUGUUGGGUGUAUCACCCUCAGCGACAUCCUUGCCGUCUUUUUGGGAUAG
Linnemannia hyalina is the source of this 1026-nucleotide messenger RNA. The record is from the annotation of a GenBank genome assembly. Lineage: Eukaryota; Fungi; Mortierellomycota; Mortierellomycetes; Mortierellales; Mortierellaceae.